CGAUCUGGUUCAGGGCUCUGAGCUGUUUACGAGAUUUCAGUAGUUACACUCCCCCUUGGGAAGUCGCCCCGUGGUGUUGCCAAGAGCGCACGGCAGCCCAGUGCUGUCCUUUUUUGGGUUGAAAACUCUUCGGCAGAGUUUCUGUCUCCCGGCAGUGAGCGAGCGGGGAGCCACGCCGAGGAUCAUGACCGGGAGCAACAUGUCGGAGGCCUUGGCUAGUGCCACCUGUGGGCACUGCCGCUCGCACUUUGACCCCAUGGAGCGAAUCGUCAAUAGCAACGGGGAGCUCUACCAUGAGAAGUGCUUUGUCUGUGCUCAGUGCUUCCAGCAGUUUCCAGGAGGAGUCUUUUAUGAGUUUGAAGGCAGGAAGUACUGUGAACACGACUUCCAGAUGCUUUUUGCACCUUGCUGUGGACAAUGCGGGGAGUUCAUCAUCGGCCGUGUCAUCAAAGCAAUGAAUAAUAACUGGCACCCGGAUUGCUUCUGCUGUGAGAUUUGCUCGGUGGCCUUGGCUGACUUGGGCUUUGUGAAGAAUGCGGGCAGGCAUCUCUGCAGACCCUGCCACAACCGGGAGAAAGCAAAGCACCUUGGCCAGUACAUCUGCCAGAAAUGCCACCUGAUCAUUGACGAGCUGCCCCUGAUGUACAAGAAUGAUCCAUAUCACCCUGAUCAUUUCAAUUGCACCAACUGUGGAAAGGAACUGACGGCCGAAGCACGGGAGCUGAAAGGGGAACUCUAUUGCCUUCCCUGCCAUGACAAGACGGGCAUACCCAUCUGUGGGGCGUGUCGAAGGCCAAUUGAGGGGCGCGUUGUGAAUGCCCUGGGGAAACAGUGGCAUGUUGAGCAUUUUGUUUGUGCAAAGUGUGAGAAGCCUUUUCUGGGGCACCAUCACUUCGAGCGAAAAGGACUGGCCUACUGUGAGAAACAUUACAACCAGCUGUUUGGAGACGUCUGCUACCACUGCAACCGUGUGAUUGAGGGUGAUGUGGUGUCAGCUCUCAACAAGACCUGGUGUGUCCACUGCUUUGCUUGUUCCACCUGUCGCUCCAAGCUCACCCUGAAGAACAAGUUUGUGGAGUUUGACAUGAAGCCUGUAUGCAAAAGAUGCUACGAGAAGUUCCCGCUGGAACUGAAGAAGCGGCUGAAGAACCUGACUGAGAAAAACUCUGGGAAGUAAAGCCAGGAUGGGAACAAUCCGUGAAUCCGGAAUCACCUAGUUCCUGUCAGAUGUCAGCACAGGGGUUGGGGAUGCUCUAAAUAUACUCUGCAGGGAGGGAGUGACAUGAUGCUUGACCAGAUAUUCAUUGCUGUACAGUGGGGUGGGGGCAAGGGGGUGUUACUUGUGGCUCCAGUGAAGGGACCCAGGUCUGUGCCUGCUAGUGCAUCCUCUGUGUUCCCUGACUGACCAAAAAGUGAAAUGUUGAACCAACUCCUGUGAAAACAAGUGUUUCUGGUGACACUGCUGGAGCAACCACAGGAAUUCAAGCAACACGGCCUGCUACUGUGUACCAUCUGCACUGAUAAUGAACAGUCAACAACAGGAAUUCAAGCAACACGGCCUGCUACUGUGUACCAUCUGCACUGCUAAUGAACAGUCAACAACAGGAAUUCAAGCAACACGGCCUGCUACUGUGUACCAUCUGCACUGAUAAUGAACAGUCAACAACAGGAAUUCUGCAGAUGCUGGAAAUUCAAGCAACAUACAUCAAAGUUGCUGGUGAACGCAG
Messenger RNA from Mobula hypostoma (lesser devil ray), 1727 nucleotides. RefSeq names its product LIM and senescent cell antigen-like-containing domain protein 1. Lineage: Eukaryota; Metazoa; Chordata; Chondrichthyes; Myliobatiformes; Myliobatidae. Gene Ontology annotation, biological process: cell-cell adhesion; positive regulation of substrate adhesion-dependent cell spreading; positive regulation of integrin-mediated signaling pathway. Gene Ontology annotation, cellular component: cell-cell junction; focal adhesion; cytoplasm. The transcript is spliced from 10 exons. The record is from RefSeq and is a predicted model, not a curated record. Bases 185 to 1177 code for a protein of 330 amino acids.